Messenger RNA from Daphnia pulex (common water flea), 1891 nucleotides. RefSeq lists its product as uncharacterized. The coding region runs from base 131 to 1801 and encodes 556 amino acids. Gene Ontology annotation, cellular component: cytoplasm. Gene Ontology annotation, biological process: proteasome-mediated ubiquitin-dependent protein catabolic process; regulation of proteolysis. The record is from RefSeq and is a predicted model, not a curated record. Lineage: Eukaryota; Metazoa; Arthropoda; Branchiopoda; Diplostraca; Daphniidae. The transcript has 3 exons. Gene Ontology annotation, molecular function: ubiquitin protein ligase binding.
AGUUUACUGUUGACCAGCAUCUAGUCGAGGCUGGAGAUUAAUUCCACCAAAAACACAAGUUGAUUUCACUAAAAUUACAAUUUGUUUUUGUCAUUCAACUCUUAAUUUUGGUUUUGUAAAAUACGUCAUCAUGACGUCGGAAUCGUACGCAAUGAUGACUGUGCCAUACGAAUGGAUUCUGGAGAAUGUCGGAGAAGAACCGAUGACGAUCGCGUCGAAAAUGAUUUCGUUUCGAGGCGAAAAAGUAUUCCGUGUGGGUUUGAAGAAUCACGCGGUAGAUCCCGUUUUGUUUUUCGUGGUAUUUGAUCUCAACAAAAUCGGAAUGGAAGUAUUAGACGUAACGUACGGAAUACAAGGUGAUGGUACUGGUCCAGCAAAGAUGAAGAAAAUGAAGAACGAGGAAAUCAGCGAUAACGACAUGUAUAAUCUAGACUUAUUCAAAACUGUACUAGACAAGAAAAUUGUUGGAAACUGCACGAUUGCGUUUCGAAUCGUCAUUUCAGGAAAUUAUCCCGAUAAAUAUUUUUAUCUACUGUCUGAUCGUCUUGCCAAGGAUCAAUUAUGGGCUGCUUUAAAAAAUCAACAGCAUCUGGCAGACGUUGAAUUAAUCGUGAAAGACAAGACAUUUCCUGCACACAAAGCCAUUCUUGCUGCCCGCCGAGCGUUUGCAGUCGAAUUUGAGAAUGAAUUCGAGAAGGUCCUACAGCCGGUAAAAAACGUUCCUCAUCAGAUCCGGAUCGAUGGAGUGGAUCCUUCAACUGUCGAGAAAUUUCUUCACUUUAUCUACACGGGCGAGACAAUGGGAACAUUGGCAGAUGAAAAGUUGCAGGAAUUAACUAGAGAGUACGGCCGUAGUGACGAAGACUUUACACUGGCUUUCAUGUGUCAUGUUGCUCUGAGUGAAACUAGAGCAACGGAUUUGACGAAAUUCAUGGAAUGUUUAAAUGAUGGAGUUGGAGUACUUUCUUCUUCCCUAAUCAUGCCGGAAAAAGACACGGAAAUAUCUUUUGAACGGACGCCUACUUUUCGAUGCACUAUGUGGUUUGACAGGAUAACGUAUAGUGACUACCACGAAUCCAAUAUGGGAGAACGAAAAUGUAUAAUGGAGUAUCAAAAGGAACAAUUGUUUUUCGCUUACAUCACUGCUGGGCAUUUCGGUGAACACCGUAUCACUAAAGCUGUCAUUCAUGUUACAUGUGCCAAGCAUAAAAGAUUCGGCUUGAAAAUUGAAGAUGUUUAUUGCAGCCUGCAGGAACCCAAUCAAUGGUACAAAAUGGAACCGAAGAAAUCAGAAAACUCAGAAUUACUCCAACACUUCACCGUCCAAUUUGAAACAUUGGAGUUUAGUUAUCAACGUAAUUUUGAAAUUAUCUUCGACAUCAAAACGGUCUGUACGAUCGAAAAUUAUCAUUACGAGUUGAUGGACGAAAAUUGGUGUAAGGAUUUAUGGGCUGCCGCGAUAAACAAGAAGUUGACGGAUGUUGAAAUAUUUGUCGGAACUUUUAAAUUAAUGGAAGCCCACCGAGUUAUUUUAUGCGCCCGGAGCCCUGUCCUGAAUUCUUCUCUGAUCAGCAACGCAGAGAAAUCAAUCGUCACAUUCGGGGUGGAAUUCGACAAAGAUGUUUUGCAUUACUUUUUAAAAUUCCUUUACACCGGUCGUUUAAAAGUGUGUCCCAAAGUUAUGCAGAUGAGUCAAUUGGCCGCAAUGUACGAAGUGGAGACGUUGAAAAAUAUUUGUCAGCUACUCAGUGCCAGCCCACCGGAUGCAGAACAAGUUACCAACUAUCUCCUAGAGCUGUAAUUGCCGGUUGAGUCACCGUAAUUCUUUGAUUGAAUAUUCCACACUAGAUGUGUAUCCAUGUCAUUUAAAUACAGACAUUUUUGGAAAACA